Molecule: messenger RNA, 3038 nt
Organism: Vespa mandarinia (Asian giant hornet)
Lineage: Eukaryota; Metazoa; Arthropoda; Insecta; Hymenoptera; Vespidae
Biological process (GO): signal transduction
Molecular function (GO): protein binding
Source: RefSeq, a predicted model, not a curated record
CUACGUCAACAUAGCAUUCCUUUCUGGUGUUGUUUAUCAUCGUUGUUCUUUUUCUGCGGUUAAUUGAUCAUUAAUAAUUUGAAAUACAUUUGUCGAUUUUCGAAGAAUAAAUCAUCAUCGAAAAGGUUUUCCUACAUUUUUUGAAGAAAUUUUGUAACAUGAUCAAUCAUUAUUUCAUAUUGAGUCGAGAUAAUACGAAAAAAAAUACGAGACAGAUACGAAAAAGGGCGUGUAACAUUCACGAAGACAGUUCAAAGGUUUCCGAAGUGGAGGACACAUAAAAAGAAUACUUUUAUGUUUGCCUAAUUCUUUUAUCGAGACCGACGUGAGAAAGAAAAUAAGAAAAGAAAUAACGAGAGAAACGAAGAAAAUGAUGGACAAAGGAGAAACACCGAAGGGGAAAAUUCCCACACCUUUGAACAUUAGUGAGACGAUUGAAAACGAAGUUUUGAAUAAGAAAAUGGCGCAAAUACUCAAGAACGAUCUGCUAUUGCACGAGGCCGUGAUAAAGAAUGAAGCGGAGUCAGUCGCAAGGGUGCUAAAGGAAGAUGUCGACGUUGAUUCAAGAAAUAACUAUGGUCGUGCACCUAUUCAUUGGGCGGCUUCGAGAGGGAACACGGAGAUCAUCGAGAUGCUGAUUCAAGCAAAAUGUGACAUUGAAGCGAAAGAUAAGUACGGUAUGCGACCAUUGCAUAUGGCUGCAUGGUACGGACAUCAGGAUGCUGUGGAAGUUUUGAUCAAUGCUGGUGCUAAUGUUUCUGCAGUUAACAAGAAACAGUACACUUUACUAAUGUGUGGUGCUCGGGGCAACAAUGCCAAUGUCGUGCAAUAUCUUGCGGAAGCCGUGGAAUCGUUGAACGGAGAUGCAAUGGAUUACACUGGUGCAACUGCUCUACAUCAUGCAGCUGUCGCCGGCCAUCCUGGUGUAAUAUCGGCUAUAUGUAACAUUCCACGAAUAGAGUUGAAUGCAACGGAUAAGGGUAACUUGUGACGAGUUGAUGAUCGGCGACAUCACGGACCCAAAUGCUUCUGAGGACUUAUAAAGGUCCUCGUCUCUGGCUUACCUUAACCGACCGAUUAGAAUGGAGUACAUAUAUGCUCAAAGGGUGGAAGUGUUAAAAUCAUAAAGCUGGGAGUAACACUUAGUGAAACUGUAGCUCACCUUUAUAAUUCGUUCAACAAGAUGAAUCAGGAGACAUAAAUAAAACAAUCGCAUAUUUAGCGCAUGAUAAAUGCAUAGUGAAUUGUCAAUCGGCUGGUCAAUUGUUGAAUUCAAGAAUGUAUUCACAUAGGUCCCUUUUAAGACUUGCUUUAACUUCCCACCUGAGAAAUGUUAUAAUAUUUGAACGUUGUGAAUAUGCUCUUGACCUGAUCACAGCAUUUGUUUACAUCUCCUGACUCGUAUCAUUGAACGGACUGUACAUUUUUACCUGCUUACACCAAUAUUGCCUACCUGUAAAGCGGGCCUAUUUAGUGAGUAACGAAUUAGUGAGAAAAAAUCAUCAUCUGCCAAUUUAUUGCGGAUAUUCAAAUUCUGAAAAUGGCAGAUGUUCGCUGUGUCAAAUCAAUGAUAGAAAGACCAAUCUAUAUUAUAACACAACAAUAGUCCAGUAAUUUAUUGAAGUGGAACUAUUUAAACCGUGGUAGCGUAAAUUUACUUGGGUAGAACGAAAAAUGAACAGCUUUUCUUAAGAAGGAGGAGCCGAAAGUGGAGGGAGAAGAGAGGGAAGAUUUCUAUUCUCUCUAUCUCAUACAGAUCACGAGCUUGUGCGGUCAGUACUGGCCAUAUAUGUAUUGAAAGCUUUUGCAGUGUAGUGUGUUGACAAGUGUUCGUCGAAAAUUGUGAAAUUUUGUUAAUUUUAAUAUGACAACAAAUAUAUUUGUACUGUUUACAUUAAGGCAAAUGGUCUGAGUCAAACAACAGUGCCUUUAGAAAGACGAACAUUUAAUAUUCUAUUAAAUAAUAAUAAAACCAUUAUUGCCAAAGGGAAUUACUUGCCACUAGUAUCUGCCUUAGCCAUCACUAUUCACAAAUCUCAAGGAGAUACUUUCAGUUAAGUUAUUUAUGAAUACAGCAAAAUAUAAUCACGAUAAGUGGAGUAUGUAACUUUAUCAUGAAUUACAUACAUCAACGGGCUUUAUAUCGUUAUAGAAGAUGAUAAUCCAAGAUUUCAUCACAGUCGAAAAUCAAAUUCAGUGUCUUGUUUACAAGAUGUGUUUCAUAAGCUGAAUUUUAAUUGAUUACUGUCAUUAGACAGUUUUAAUCAGUUUUAUGAUGAACAAAAGAGGACUUUCACUUUGUUCGUUUAAUUGUCAAAGUCUACGGACUUAGUCUGUAGACAUGGACGAUGCAGUGAUGCAACGAUUUAAUUUUUUGCUAUUAUCAAAGACAUGGCUGAAGAAUGAAAUAAGCAUAGACAUUCACAAUAUUGGUUGUGUUGUACAAUUUAAACGUUUAAAUAUGAGAGUUGAAGUAGCGAUUUACAAGAUAUGACAAAUGACGUGACAAAUAUUAUGACCUAUAACAAGGAUUUGAAUUUAGAACAAAUCAAUUUAAUGGAUGCCCAUUCUACAGGGAUUAGUGAUAUUUGUGCAAUCCAAUGUUGAUUGGAAAAUAGAUAAACAAUUCUUAUGAUCGUCAUCUAUAUAUCACCGAACAAAAACAUCAAUAAAAUUAUUGGAUUCAUUCAUGAAGUCAUGCUACUAUACACUAAUGAUGGUGUAAAAUUGUUAAGAAGAAAUUUGGACAAAUUAUUAAUGUUUCUCAGUGAUGAUUUCAACAUUAAUUUUUGUCCAGAAGAAGCAUAAGCACUGAUUACAUUCUUAGAUGAAAAAUUCAAUUAUAAAUUAAAUACUGAUAAGAAAAAAUCCAGUACCAGGUCGUACACUACAAUCGAUACAAUGUUUGGACGCUAUUUAGACAAUUUACAGUCGAAAAUAUUUAUAUCUUAUUUUAGUUAUUAUAAACCAAUAAUUUCAUUUUUAAAGUAUGAAUUGAUGGAGAUUGAUGUGAAUAAAGAUUAAAAUAUUUAAUUUAA